Messenger RNA from Drosophila sechellia, 1270 nucleotides. RefSeq names its product cystatin-like protein. Bases 222 to 539 code for a protein of 105 amino acids. NCBI's taxonomy places the organism in Eukaryota, Metazoa, Arthropoda, Insecta, Diptera, Drosophilidae. Gene Ontology annotation, molecular function: cysteine-type endopeptidase inhibitor activity. The record is from RefSeq and is a predicted model, not a curated record. The transcript is spliced from 2 exons.
UUUGCUUUGUUUUCGUUCCGUUCCGUGUUAACCAAUUCCCAUCGCUAGCCAAUUACACACAUACUAUGUAUAAGAUAUAUAUUCACUGCGAUAACAACCAUAGAAGCUUUCACUCCAACAAAAGCUCCAGUAGCUGACUCACAAACGCCGGGAACGACGGAGUGAUAUCAUUUCACGUUUUGGCUUUGGUCGUUCUGUUGAGUUUUGCUACCAUCGCCACCAUGUCCAACGUUCCAAUUGUAGGCGGAAUUAGUCAGCUGGAGGGGAAUGAGAGGAAGGAGGCUCUGGAACUCCUCGAUGCCACUCUCGCACAGUUGGCCACCGGAGAUGGACCCAGCUUCAAGGCACUUAAUGUGACCUCUGUGACGGGUCAGGUCGUAGCUGGAAGCCUCAACACCUACGAGGUUCAGCUGGACAAUGGAUCCGAGAUAAAACAGGGCACUGUGAAGAUCUGGAGUCAGCCAUGGCUAAAGGAGAACGGCACCAACAUCAAGAUCAAGUUCGCGGGUGAGGACGACGAACUGGACCAAACUUGGUAGAAGGUUUUACCUUACUUCAACUCUGAAUAGUGCAGAUCUUAAAUGUUAUACGUAUGUGUUAUACAGGACUUGCCUUUGCAAAGGUUUUAGUCUUAAAUUAUAGAAACCCUCAGGGGAACCAUAUUCUUGAGACCUCAGGUAGCGUGCAGAAGAGAGCCUUACCUUUACUAUCUGGGAGGAUUUAUGUACAUAUGUACAUUUGGUUUCACUAGAACCUUAUCUAAUGGAAAAGGUUCUUUUAGGUUUCCGGUACACACCCAUAAAGUAGGUUAUAAAACUGAUUCGAUGUUGGUUAACCAGUUCUGUUGGCAUAACCAGUUUGCUUAUAUCUCAAUAUAUAUAUAUCUCAAUAGGUAAAUCGUAUUAUAUUUUAGCUCAACUAUUGUGUUUAUUUAAUAAGUCAGCGGUGUCAGUGGAUGUUACAAAUAGUAAUUCCCCCUUUGUUGCUAAUAAUACUCUUCGUUUUUUUUAAAUAAUCAGGCGAGCUUUGGAAAACAAUAGACAUUAGUAAAUUAUCUGAAACACAACUAACUGGUAACCAUAUGAAGGCUUAAGUAAAUUAAGUAAAUUAAGUCAAUUUAUAUUUUCUUAUCAACCUUCAUUGAAGAGUCAUUAUCUCUCGAAAUGAAGAAAUGCGUAAAGAUGUCGAAAUGAAAACUAUGAACACUUGCUAAAAACAAAAUAAUUAUAGAGGUCUUAACGACUGAUUCAAAUAAAGGUGUUCUCACACA